AUGUCCCGCUCUCCGCUGCCCCCUUCCAAUGUUAACAGCAUUAGGCCUGCAGAUGUGUCUGUGUUUUCCUCUAUUGGACUUCACAUGCACAGUACUGAACUAUCCAUGGUAGCGUCAAGACUUCAAGAGCUGAUGAGUUUGUUCAAUCCUGCACUGAUCAGUCCUCUCUCAGAUGAAACAAGCAUGUAUGCAGCUCAGUUUGAUCAACACAGCACACUAGUGGACCAGGCAAAGGAAAUGUCCAACCAUCUCCAGAACAGUCAGGUGGGUGCACGAGAGGCUGAUUCUUGGAAGUUGGUGCUUCUUUUUGUUCAGGUGGAUCAGCUCUGCACCUGUGAGCAGCAGCAGGUUCAGUCUGUUAUCAGGUCAGUAGUUGAAGAUGUGGAUAAAGCUCUGCAGUUGCUGCAUUCUCAGCUGAAGCAGACCAUUGUCAGUGUUGCAUUAUGGAACGGAGAGCAUGACAGUUUCACAAACAAGAUGUGUCCAUGUAUGGAAAGAAAUGGUGAAGGAGAAGUCAGACUACUGAGGGCCAUGCUGACUCAUGCUCUGCAGGAGUCUUUGGACGAGCUCUUAGUGAAGAAGCGCUGGUACGCUGACAGAGAUGACUUCACCGUCAUCCUGCAGGACUCACCUUUCAUCACAGAUCCCUCAUCUAUCGGUGGGAACCCUAUCUCUGAGUCACAAGCGUCACUGCAAACUGAUAAACUGUUGGUGCAGAUGUGGAAAAACCUGCUGCAGCCCACUAGUGCCCAACAUAACACAGAGGACAAUGGAAAGAUCAUUGCAUUGCCGUGUCCAACUGAGGACCGACCCUUUCUGAGGACGGAGGGGAACUCUCCUUCAUAUCACCACAGCCAUGCCUCUCCUCUGCUUAAGCCAUUCACAGGCACAGAGAUGCCCUGUGAAGACCUCAGCCCCUCAGCCUCAAUACCCACCUCAGUGCAUGAACUCAGACCUGCAGAUAUCAAAGUUGUGGCUGCUGUGGGAGACUCUUUGACAGCAGGGAACGGCAUUGCAUCCAGCCAACACAACAUACUAGAUGUCCUGAAUCAGUACAGAGGUUUAUCCUGGAGUGUUGGUGGAGAUGACAACCUCACAACUGUAACUACUCUUCCCAACAUCUUAAAGUAUUUCAACCAAAACCUGACGGGCUACUCUGUUGGGAUGGGUAAACAGCAAAAUCCUAAGGCCUUCCUCAACCAGGCUGUGGCAGGAGCAAAAAGCGAGGACAUACCAUCACAGGUGCGGACCUUGGUGGCAAAGAUGAAAAAUGACUCUAGAAUCAAUUUUAAAUCUGAUUGGAAACUGAUCACUCUUUUUAUUGGUGGAAAUGACCUGUGUGACCACUGCUACAAUUCUCUUCGCUACUCUGUAGAGAAUUAUAUGCGCAAUGUUCGGGAAAGUCUGGAUUAUCUCCACAAAGAGGUACCUCGGGCUCUGGUGAAUUUAGUAGAACCACUCCACAUUAUCCCAUUAAGAGAAAUGCAUGUUAAUGCUUCCCUUAAAUGCCCAACCUGGCUGGUUAAUAUUCUGUGCCCUUGCGUCAUCUUGCCAAAGCCCCGCUCUAAAGCUCUUCAAUUGGUGGAAGACCUCAAUAGAAACUAUCAGCAUUCACUGAGUGAGAUUGUGGGGUCAGGUCAGUAUGACAGUCGCACAGACUUCACUGUGGUCGUCCAGCCUUUCUUCAGAGAAAUCGUUGUCCCCAAACUGCCGGAUGGCCGUCCAGAUCGUGCCUUCUUCAGUGCUGACUGCUUCCAUCUCAGCCAGAAGGCCCAGACACUGAUGGCUCGCUCCCUCUGGAACAACAUGCUGGAACCUUUGGGCAAUAAGACUUACAGACAAGAUUUUAAUAACGACAUGGACCUGAAAUGUCCAACCAAGACUUCACCAUAUAUUCGAACCUAUCACAACAGCAAUUACACAUAUACUAAUCCCACACCAACACCUGGACCCAACACAAACUGGGGAAGUGACUUAUCUUGUGUGAACCUUGAUCCAUCUGACAUUGUGCCAACAUCAGUUCACAAGUUAAGACCAGCAGACAUCAAGGUGGUGGCAGCCCUGGGAGACUCUUCAACGGCUGCAACUGGUGCCAAAGCAAAAAAUGUGUUUGACCUCAAUAAAGAGUAUAAAGGAGUAUCAUGGAGUAUUGGAGGGGAUGCCACUCUGGAGACUGUCACAACACUACCGAACAUCCUGAAGAAGUUCAACCCCUCUCUAAAGGGCUUCUCCAAAGGUCAGCUGGCAGUGCAGAAGGGCUUCAACAUGGCUGUGUCUGAAGCUAAGACUUCAGAGAUUGGAGCACAAGUCCAAGCUCUCAUCAAGGCCAUAAAAGACAACAAGGCAGUGAAUUUCGAGAAGGACUGGAAACUUUUGACGUUAUUCAUAGGGGGAAAUGAUCUUUGCCAUUAUUGCUUAGACCAAAAUAAUCUGUCACCAAAGAAUUACAGCCACAAUCUUAUGCUUAGCUUGGACAUGCUUUACAAAGAGGUGCCAAGGAUGUUGGUCAAUGUGGUGGAGGUCUUGCAGAUAGACCCAUUGAAAAGAGUUAAGAAGAACUCACUGAGCUGUUCACUGAUGCAGAGGGGAAGCUGUCCCUGUGUCAUCAAUCCAUCUGAAAACUCCCCAGAGUUUGAAGAGAUAAAACGGAUCAAUCGUGAGUACCAGGCUGAAAUCCAGCAACUGAUCUCUGGAGAUCGCUAUGAUGGAAGAGAAGACUUUGCUGUUGUUCUUCAACCCUUUUUACGCACUUCCUUUAUACCUUAUAUUGGUAUGGGUGAGCCAGACACUAGUUUCUUCUCUGUGGACUGCUUCCACAUCAGUGAGCGGACACAUGCUGAGAUGGCUAUUGCCCUCUGGAACAACAUGCUGGAGCCUGUAGGCAGGAAACAGGCGUACAACAACUUCACACAUGACCGCUCCAAGCUAAACUGUCCAUCUGAGGCUAAUCCCUUCAUCUUCACUAAGAUGAAUAGUCUCGCAAGUCCACCUGUGAUGACCACCACGGCCGCUGCUCCUACCACCAGCUCCAGUCUUGCACCAACCCCCCCCAUAGUCAAGUGUGACUCUGCCAUCCCUGUGUGGGUGCCAGUGAUUGUGGGAAUUGUCAGUCUACUGGCUGGCAUUAUUGCCGCCUGGGCAAUUCUUUCCUGUGUUCAGCGCCGGAAAAAAGAGGAGAGAGGAGUAGAAAUGAGAGGAACUGGUUUUUAA
Scomber japonicus (chub mackerel) is the source of this 3210-nucleotide messenger RNA. Its product is annotated as phospholipase B1, membrane-associated-like. Bases 1 to 3210 code for a protein of 1069 amino acids. The record is from RefSeq and is a predicted model, not a curated record. Gene Ontology annotation, molecular function: glycerophospholipase activity. NCBI's taxonomy places the organism in Eukaryota, Metazoa, Chordata, Actinopteri, Scombriformes, Scombridae. The transcript is spliced from 41 exons. Gene Ontology annotation, biological process: phospholipid metabolic process.